AUCCAGUGAGACCAGGGCGCCCUCUCCUUGACCGGGGACUACAAGCUCCAAGCGGGACAUGGAUCAGGCGGAAGCUCCAUCCAGCACCAUGGUGCUGGAGUUUAAGGAGGACACAGCGCUGACUGAGGUCAAAGGGAUUGUCCCAGACUGAUGACUGUUUGGUGGUCUUCUGCAGAAGAUGCGUCUCCGUGUGUCAUCUCUGCAGAAGUCCGGUCAGAAGCGUCAGGACGGUGAGCGCCUGCUUCUUCCCCAUGAGGCCGUCUACCGGCUGGACUUCCACAACCAGAAGUUGAUUUUCUCCCGCUGGAACGUGUCCCUUGGUGGCCACGGCCGAGUCACCAUCACGGGCAUCUCGCAGCACUGGACCCCCGACCUCACCCACCUCAUGACCCGUCAGCUCCUGGAGCCCAUUGGAACGUUUUGGCGCAACACCGGCGACCCCGAUGAGUCGCGACUGAAGUGUCUGGAAGCCGACAUGCAAGAGUUUGGCGAGAGGAUCGCGGAGCUGGCUAAAGUCAGGAAGGUCAUGUACUUCCUGUUUGCGUUUAAGGACGGUGCAGAGGCAGCAAAGCUGCGCUGCUCGGUGGCGUUUAGGAGUGAAAAUGACUGUUAGCAUCCUCAGCAGCAUCCAGUGAGGAAACUUCUAGUUGCAAUUUUUUUUAUUUUUAAAGUUGUUUAAAUGUGACUUGUGAUGACUGAAGAACACAAACUAAACAAAAUAAAA
Molecule: messenger RNA, 724 nt
Organism: Entelurus aequoreus (snake pipefish)
Lineage: Eukaryota; Metazoa; Chordata; Actinopteri; Syngnathiformes; Syngnathidae
Gene: ompa
Product: olfactory marker protein a
Exons: 2
Coding region: 179-613 (144 amino acids)
Biological process (GO): signal transduction; sensory perception of smell
Source: RefSeq, a predicted model, not a curated record